This is a messenger RNA of Yamadazyma tenuis ATCC 10573, 748 nucleotides long. Lineage: Eukaryota; Fungi; Ascomycota; Pichiomycetes; Serinales; Debaryomycetaceae. The record is from RefSeq and is a predicted model, not a curated record.
AACUCAAAUUUUUCAUUACCAUGUUCAGGCUAGCAUCACCGUUAUUGGCGGGGUUGGCUUCGGGAAGUCGCAUCUCGGCGCCCCCCUGUGUGUCGCCGCUCAUGUCUCUCAUGGCUGUGCGGUUCAAGCACGAGUUUGCUCCCAGAUUUAAGAGAAUAAGAAAGUCCAUGAAGGGCCGCGUGGGCGCCAGGGUCGGCGGGUCGCUCAAGGGGAAUUCUCUAGAAUUUGGCCAGUUUGGCUUGCGCCUCAAGUCCAACGGGAUCCGUAUGACCGCCACGCAACUCAAAGAGGCGCAUAAUGUGAUUAUGCGGGAAAUCAGGCCUUCAGGGGCCGAUUUAUUAACCAGGUUUUCGUGCGACUUGGCCGUGUGUGUCAAAGGUAACCAGACCAGAAUGGGGAAGGGGAAGGGGGCCUUCUCGCACUGGGCCACGCGUGUGCGGACCGGUAAGAUCUUGUUUGAGAUCAGAGGGAACCUUCACGAGAGGGUGGCCAAGGAAGCGUUAAGAAAAGCAUCUGCGAAGCUUCCUGGGGUGUGUGAGAUUGUCACCGAAAAGUCCUUGAUUCGAGUUAGUCCCACCAAACUCGUGGAAAAACCGGCACCUGUGGACUACCUUGAGCUCUUAAACGCAAGACCCACCAAGAAAUGGGCCAAUAUCGUUGCUUCUAAGCAACCAUUAUAUAAACAGUUCCGUGGCCGGUAGCGCACUUGUAAAUAGAAUUCGCAGUACCAAAUAAACAUUUUCCAUGU